AUGGAAUCCAUAAAUGUUGUGAUUGAUGACUCUAAUAUGCAGCUCACAAAUGUGUAUGAUGGUUUGCAGGUUGAUGAAGAUGAUGGGCCUAAUCAUGAUUCAACUCAUACAAGAGAAUCAGUUAAUGCAGCUUUUAAUGAUGUUCAAGACACUUCAUCUCAAUCACUCCAAACUAGUGCAAAACAAGUUCAAAGGGAUCAAAAGUCCACUAAUAUCAAUGGUUCUUUAGAUGACAAGAUGAAGACUAGGCGACAAGUGGCCGAAAAGAUCAGUUUUGUGUGCUAUGUGUCUUUACUUGAACUCAAAAAUGUCAAUGAAGCAAUUGUGGAUGAUGAUUGGAUAACUGCCAUAAAUAAGACAGAUGAGAAAGAGAAUGUAGUCGGAAACAAAGCAAGGCUCGUUGCACAAGGCUACACACAAGUUGAAGGGCUUGAUUUUGAUGAAACAUUUGCUCUGGUGGCGCAUUUGGAAUCAAUGAGAUUACUGCUAGCUGUGGCCUAUCACCUUCAGUUCAAGUUGUAUCAAAUGGAUGUCAAGAGUGCAUUCCUUAAUGGCUUCCUCAAAGAGGAAGUAUAUGUUGAACAGCCUGCAGGCUUCAAAGAUCCUUUCCAUCCUAAUCACGUGUAUAGACUAAAAAAGGCUCUGUACUCAUUUGAGUCAAAUGUUGAAAUUGCAGGAUAUUCAGACGCAAAUUGGGCAGGUAACAUCGAUGAUCGGAAUAGCACAUCUGGUGGUUGUUUCUAUCUUGGCAACAAUCUGGUUGCUUGGUAUAGCAAGAAGCAGAAUUGUGUCUCUCUCUCCACAGCAGAAGCUAAGUACAUUGCCACUGGAAGUUGUUGCACACAAUCGAGGGGCUGCCAACAUAAGAAAACUAGUAGGAAAAGAAAAAUUGAUGAUCUUGGUUUUGAAGAUGCAAAGAGGCUGGCCAUUGGAUCACAAGUUGAUAUCGAUCAUCAGCCAGAUGAAGAAGAACAACUAAUUGAAUAUGUUGAUGACGAUGGGGAUCUGGUCGCAAGGAAAUUGUUGGCUCUUCAGAAUAAGGAGGAAAUUGUAGCACAACCACAAGCAGUAGCAAAUGUAGUUGCCUCCGCCUCCGCCUCCGCCUCCGCCUCCACCUUUAGACUACUUCAGGCUCGACAUGACCGCCUCUGA
Molecule: messenger RNA, 1152 nt
Organism: Pyrus x bretschneideri (Chinese white pear)
Lineage: Eukaryota; Viridiplantae; Streptophyta; Magnoliopsida; Rosales; Rosaceae
Exons: 3
Coding region: 1-1152 (383 amino acids)
Source: RefSeq, a predicted model, not a curated record